Molecule: messenger RNA, 3874 nt
Organism: Papaver somniferum (opium poppy)
Lineage: Eukaryota; Viridiplantae; Streptophyta; Magnoliopsida; Ranunculales; Papaveraceae
Product: serine/threonine-protein phosphatase 4 regulatory subunit 3-like
Exons: 25
Coding region: 489-3200 (903 amino acids)
Biological process (GO): protein dephosphorylation
Cellular component (GO): nucleoplasm; protein phosphatase 4 complex
Molecular function (GO): protein phosphatase activator activity
Source: RefSeq, a predicted model, not a curated record
UUGAAAAGUCAGUACUUUGGUUAGGAACCAAAUUUCAUAAUGAUUUCAAGAUCUUUUUGUGACGCAAUCCUCCUCCUCGUUGCCAACAUGCUACGAUGAUUAUUUUUACAAAUAUCCAUUUAGUCAAAGUCACAGUCAUGCUCAUACACAUUUGUUAAGUAAUAACAGAAAAAUCCAAGGGCUAUUUUGGGUUUUCGGCGAAUCAUUGUAUAAUUCCCCGAAGUUGUAGAAGGAGAGAGAGACUGAGGGGGCAAAACUCGGAAGGACAACAACAGAAGACGAAGAAAGAAAAAUAAGUGUGGGAAUUUCUCUCUCAUAUCGUUCGUUAAUGGCGGUUUAGGGUUUUCAAUUCAUCAUCCCCAAUACAUCCAAAUUCCCCCAAAUUUCAUUCCUUUAUCUACUAUUUCCAACCCCAAACGAAACUAAAUUAUUCUCUUUUACACUACUUCCCCACCUCUCAAUUUUUGAUUUUCCCCCAAUAAUUAGCGAUGGGCACACCAGGAAAAACUGAUUCUUCUUCUUCAUCGUCUUCUUCGUCUGAGAGCUCUAUGCAGCGUGUGAAGGUUUAUCAUUUAAAUGAGGAUGGCAAAUGGGAUGACCGCGGAACAGGGCAUGUUAGUGUUGAUUAUCUGGAGAGAUCAGAAGAUCUUGGAAUUUUUGUUUCGGAUGAAGAAGAUAAUGAACCUUUACUUGCGCAUCCUAUCAGAGCAGAUGAAAUCUAUCGGAGACAAGAAGAUACUAUCAUCUCCUGGCGUGAUCCAGAAUAUAAUACAGAAUUAGCCCUCAGCUUUCAAGAGCCCACAGGGUGCUCUUAUAUAUGGGAGCAAAUCUGUAAUGUGCGAAGAAACAUGCAGUAUGGUUCUAUUGGUGAUCUUGACAUCGGUCCUCGACCAGUGACAGAUAAUCUGGACACAUCUGGCGGAUUGCAUUCAAAUGAUGAUACAUUUCAUAGUAUUAACAGUGAGUUAAGGGAUUUGCCAGCUGUUGAGCUCUCAACUCUUCCCUUGAUACUAAAGACUGUGCUGGAUAAUAGUAUCUCUGAUCAGAUGCGGGUUACUGAACUUCUACUGCACGAUCAAAGCUUUUUUCCGAAGCUGAUUGACCUCUUUAAAAUAUGUGAAGACUUGGAGAAUUUAGAUGGUCUUCACAUGAUAUUCAAACUUGUAAAGGGAAUCAUUCUACUUAACAAUCCUCACAUUUUUGACAAGAUAUUUGGAGAUGAGUUCAUCAUGGAUAUUAUUGGAUGCCUGGAAUAUGAUCCUGAGCUUCCUCACAUUCAGCAUCACCGGGCUUUUCUUAAAGAGCAAGUGGUCUACAAGGAGGCGAUUCCCAUCAAGGAUCCGACAGUCUUGUCGAAGAUUCAUCAGACAUACAGAGUUGGUUAUAUUAAGGAUGGUAUUUUGCCUAGAAUUUUGGACGAGGGUACAACUGCAAAUCUAAAUUCCAUCGUUCAUACAAAUAAUGCUACAGUUAUUUCUUUUCUAAAAGACCACGACACUUUUAUUCAGGAAUUGUUUGCAAAGAUGAGGUCACCCACCACUUCCACAGAGACGAAAAAGAAUUUGGUUUUUUUCUUGCGGGAAUUUUGUGUUCUAAGUAAGAGUUUGCAGAUGGUUAACCAAUUGCGACUAUUUAGGGAUCUGAUGAACGAAGGCAUAUUUGACAUCAUUACUGAUGCAUUGCGUACUCAAGAUAAUAAGCUUGUAUUGACUGGGACGGAUAUCCUUAUUCUUUUCCUGAAUCAAGAUCCUAACCUCCUGAGAACGUACAUUACUCGACCUGAAGGAAACGCCUUACUUGGACUUCUGGUUACAGGUAUGACCACAGAUUUUGGUGAGGACAUGCAUUGCCAAUUUCUUGAAAUUCUUCGCAGUCUAUUGGAUUCGUACACAUUUUCUGGAUCACAGAGAGACACAGCAAUUAUUGAGAUUUUCUAUGAGAAGCACUUGGAUCAGCUAAUAGAUGUUAUAAGAUCAUCUUGCCCUCCAAAUGGCAUUCCUCGAUCUAGUGUAAAGUUGAAUGGCUAUUGCGAAGGAAAAGAAAUUCCGGGUUUCACAAAGCCUGAAAUUUUGUCGAACAUAUGUGAAUUGCUUUGCUUUUGUGUUCUUCAUCAUCCUUACAGAAUGAAGUGCAAAAUUCUCCUCAACAAUAUCGUAGAAAAGGUAUUAUAUUUAACUCGCAGAAGGGAAAGGUACAUAGUGGUGGCUGCUAUUCGUUUUUUGCGCACUGUGAUAUCCCGCAAUGAUGAUCAACUGCUACAACAUGUUGUUAAAAAUAAUCUUCUGAAGCCUGUUGUGACGGCUUUUGUUGGUAAUGGUAGUCGUUAUAAUCUGCUUUACUCUGCAGUCCUAGAACUUGUUGAGUUCAUCCGCAAGGAAAAUUACAAAUCAUUAGUUUUAUAUUUAGUAGAGUCUUUGUGGAAUGAAUUGGUAAAGUUUGAAAGCUUAAAGACCUUUGAGGAGCUAAAAAAAAAAUAUGACCAGUAUAUGGCUCCCCCACCCCAGCCAACAGGUAAUAAUAUUCCUCAAGAGGAUCUUAGGAAACGAAAUGAUGAGCGUGCUCCUGAGAAAGAAGAGGAAGAAUAUUUCAAUGAGGACAGUGACGAGGAAGAUACUGCGUCUGCCCAGCCCUUGCGUAACAGUGACCCAAAAUUUAAACCUGUUUUAGCUAAUGGGGACAGUUUAACUUGCAUACCAUUAAGACCUGGGUCUGCUGGUUUGGUUGACUAUGAGGAUGACGAGGAUGAUGAAGACUACAAUCCACCACCUAGGAGUUUACCUGAAUCUUCUAGUGGAGAUGAAAGAAUUGAGAACUCAUCUCCAAAAUCUAAACGUAGUUCAUCUUCUGAUGAGGAGUGUGAGCUGACAAAGAAACAAAGAACGGAAGAAACUUUGAUCAGCACUGCUUGUUCAACGUGUAGUCUUGACCCUUUACCACCUGGUGAUGGUGAAGCAACCAUAAACUCUUUGAGCGGGCUACCUCAAACUUGUGAAGAGAACUGCAACUCAGAUGCAGGAAUCUGUAGUGAAAAGGAGUCUACAGUUCCGAAGAGCCCUCCAAAUUGCUUAUCCAACACAACAGAUAGUAAGCAACCGGGUGUAGAAAAUUGUCAAUUGAUGAUACCUAGCGUUAGUAGCUCAUCAGAUGUGGCAGUAAAUGGAUCCAAUGUCCCUGGUUCUGAACCAUAUUCGGUAAGGUGAUUUUGAGGUUAUCAUUGUUAACUUAUUUGAUUCUACCUCCAGCCAUGGCUCAAAGGAGGGAUACAAGCUUGUCCCAUUAGUGACCUGGAGAUCAAAGGUCGCAAUCAUACGGCUCUGCGACCGUGGCUCCAGUACGAACAUCUGGAUUCGGGGGAUUCGGUUUGUUCGACUGCCGAAGAAGAGAGACAGUUAAAAAAAAAUGAAGGAGAAACAAUCUUUUUGCUUAUGUGAAAACUAUUGUAAGCCAUGAACUUUUUAAAUUGCAAGUUUCUCUCAAUUGCUUAUAUUGUUCUUUGUGAUCUCUUCUAAUCUGAUAUGACAAUCAGAGAAAGGUGUAGGAAACCUUUUCUUUCUCUCAUCCUUAAACCCUAGUUGCGAAUCAAAAUUUUACGGAGAUGUAGGUUUUAGGUGUAGUUUUUUUUUCUUCUUUUUUUUUGAAACAUAGGUUUUAGGUAUGGUUAGUUGUUGGUCUUGUUGCCUGGAGGAAAGUGAUGGUACAUAUUAGGGGUGCGCUUUGGUUGUAGAUGGGGAAAUCAAAUCCCCUUUUUAAGUUAAAUUGUUUAAUGUAACCGGAAUGUUCCUUGUAAAAGAGCUUUAGUUUUUACACACUUGAAUUUGGUCAACUGUACAGGAUCUUGAAUUACAAGUUUUCGAGUGCCUUGGCUGCCCUUAUA